Messenger RNA from Nicotiana attenuata, 705 nucleotides. RefSeq names its product photosystem II 5 kDa protein, chloroplastic-like. The transcript has a single exon. The coding region runs from base 91 to 408 and encodes 105 amino acids. NCBI's taxonomy places the organism in Eukaryota, Viridiplantae, Streptophyta, Magnoliopsida, Solanales, Solanaceae. The record is from RefSeq and is a predicted model, not a curated record.
CUCAUCACAUAUAAAUCUUACUCAAAAGACCUUCAAUUUAUAUGCAAAUUAUAACUUGGCAUCUCUGAAAGAAAUUAAAACCUCCCAACAAUGGCUUCUCUACCAAGUUCAUCCUCAUUCCUUGGCAACUUAGCCACCACCAUAUCCAAUCCACCUCCGGCGACCACUCGGGGAAAGAUUGUGAUGGUUAAAACCUCUAAGGUUGAGAAGAUUGAGAUAAACAGAAAGGAAGAGAAUAGCAGUGGCAGGAGAGAAUUGGCUUUUGCCUUGCUAGCUUCUGCUGCUGCAAGUUCAUUUGCAAGAAUUGCCAUGGCAGAGGAGGAACCGAAGCGCGGUACACAAGAGGCAAAGAAGAAGUAUGCCCCAAUUUGUGUCACAAUGCCCACAGCUAGAAUAUGCCACAAGUAAGAAUUUUCAUGUGCUAUGAUGUAUGCAGAACUUAGCAGUACAAAUAAAUAAUAAGAGUGACUAUUUCACUAUUGCUUCAAUCAUGUAAAUGUGAAAUUUCCAAUUCCAAGGUUCACAGUCAUGACCACAAAAGUGCAUGGCAAUCUAUACAUGUGAAAGUAGCAAGUAGAAUCGAACACCACCAUUUAGUUGGUCUUUUUCUUUCUUAUGAGAGGUGCUAUGAUGUCAAAAUCUGUAGAAAAGAGCUCAAUCUAGUGUAAUAUGUUUACAAAGAGCUAUUCAUUACGUUUACAACCA